AUGGGUUCGCCCGUCGAUGAGUCGUCGCCGGCGCUCUCGCGGCCAACGCUGCAGGUCCAGAUGCCCUCGUACCGCGAGCCUAGUCCCGACGCUGAGGCCGCUGCCAGAGCGUCCGUAGACCGAGAGCAUCUCGUCCCUGACUCGGCGGCGCCUCUGAGCCCGGCUGAGUCGAGAGAGGCCGCGAACCGGCUGCACGACGACCUGGAACUGCUGCGUGCCGAGCGCGUGGUGUCGACGAACGACCGCAAAGACCGCGACUCGCUCCAUCCCGGGUCGAAGAACCGGCGGAGCCACGAGCACCGCAUCGAAGACGCCUUCAACACGACGAAUCCCCCGCCCGUAACCCCGGCGGUGGCGGCUGUCCCGGUGAAGACGACGUGGCUCACCAAGCUAUGGCUGCUGAUUAAGAAGUUUCCCCGCGUGCUGCGAUACGUCGUCUACGCCAUCCCGCCCGGGAUUCUGAUUUUGAUCCCCGUGUUCCUCGACCUCUUCGCCUACGACCGCAAGGGCGAUCCCGUGGGUGGGCCAGGGGGCGUCCAGCUCAUGUGGUUCGGCAUCUGGCUCGAGGUGGUGUGGCUGACUCUCUGGGCGGCCCGCAUCGCGACGUCCAUCCUACCGCCCAUUGUGGCCUUCGUCGCCGAUACGGUCGGUUCGACGAACCACAAGAAGUGGAAGGACAUUGGGCGGCAGCUGGAGUUCCCGACGGGCAUUUUCCUCUGGCUGCUGGCCGUGCUGGUGUCGUACAAGCCGAUCCUGGACAAGCACCGCGUGCUCGACCCCGAGGACGGCAGCAAGAACCCGCGGCCGUACGUGACGUGGAUCGACGUGGUGUACAAGGUCAUCAUCGCACUGUUCGUGCUCGCGACGCUCAACCUGGUGGAGAAGAUCCUGAUCAAGUGGAUCGCGACGUCGUUCCACCUGCGGACGUACUCGCACCGCAUCCGCGAGAACCAGCUGCACAUCGAGUACCUCGUCGCCCUGUACACGCACGCCAAGACGCAGUUGGAGGGGCAGGACCCGAUCUGGGGCUCGCCGUCGAGCCGGCGGGACUCGGACCAGGCGGCGACACCCCUGAAAAACAUCCAGCACAACGCGCGGCACGUAUGGAGCAAGGUGGGCAACGCGGCGAACCGGGUGGCGGGGGACUUGACCGGGCGCAAGUUCCUCAAGGGCAAUCACCCACGCAAGGUGGUCAACGAGCUGCUGCGCAGCAGCGAGUCGAGCUACACACUGGCGCGGGUGUUUUACCGCACGUUUGUGCGGCCGGGCGAGACGACGAUUACGGGCGAGGACCUGGCGCCGGCGUUCCCCGCGGGGCAGGAGGACGCGGAGGCAUGCUUUGGGGUGUUUGACAAGGACCUGAACGGGGACAUUUCGAUGGAGGAGCUCGAGAUGGUGUGCAACGAGAUCCACCUGGAGAAGAAGGCGAUUGCGGCGUCGCUCAAGGACCUGGACUCGGUGAUCAAGAAGCUGGACGAGGUGUUUGUGUUUAUCAUUGUGGUGAUUGUGAUUAUUGUGUUUAUCAGCAUCAUCUCCAACUCGGCCGCGGCGGCGCUGACGUCGACGGGGACGGUGAUUCUGGGGCUGUCGUGGCUGCUGCAGGCCACGGCGCAGGAGUUCCUCCAGUCCAUCAUUUUUGUGUUCGUCAAACACCCGUUCGACGUCGGCGACCGGGUCCGAAUCUACGGCAGCACGGGCACGACGAUGACGGGCGACGACUACUACGUGCUGGAGGUGUCGCUGCUGUACACCGAGUUCCGCAAGAUGGAAGGCCACGUGGUCCAAGCCCCCAACUCGAUCCUCAACACGCUCUUCAUCCUCAACCAGCGGCGCAGCCAAGGGUUAGCCGACCCGAUCAACCUCAAACUACGAUUCGGCACAUCGGAAGCGCAGAUCGAGGCGCUCAAGGCGCGCAUGCUGCAGUUCUGCCUCGACAACAAGCGCGACUACGCACCCCGCGUCAUCUCCGAAGUCCAGACCAUCGACGAGGUCUGCAGCAUCACCAUGAACAUCAUCUUCUUCCACAAGAGCAACUUCCAAAACGAGCUGCUGCGCCUGAACCGCCACAACCGCUUCGCCGUCGAGCUGAUGCACCAGAUGAAGGACCUCGGUCUCGAAACGCCACAUCUGGUGCAGCCCGGCGGCGCCCAGAACAUGCCGCUGUACUGGAGCCAGGUCCAGCCGCCCCCGGUGUACCAGGCGGCAGCCACCAGCAGCGAUGGCCAGGUACCACCAGCAGCAGCAACAACAGCAGCAGCAGCGACUGGAUCAUCAACCUCAAACCCCGCCAUGGUCCGGAGGCGAGCCACGAGCCGGGCGGCGGCCGCAGUGGUAGAUGCGGGGAUGGAUUUCCAGGAUGUGUUCCAUACCCGACGGCGGGAUAAUAGCAUCUCGCGGCUGCCGUCGAUUAGGCAGGCUGUGAGGGAGGAAGAGGAUGGUGAAGAGGGGGGACGGGAACGGGAGCGGAGCCGACGGCCGGCGAGGGUGGAAGAGGAGAGUGAGAAGGAGGGGUUGGAGAAGAUGGCGAGCCGGGAGAGUGUGGCGACUGCGAGGAGGGGGUGGAGGGCGAGGAGUCGGUCGACGCAGGGGUCUGUUAGUAAUGCUGUGUGA
Messenger RNA from Dichotomopilus funicola, 2610 nucleotides. RefSeq names its product Mechanosensitive ion channel-domain-containing protein. Gene Ontology annotation, cellular component: membrane. Bases 1 to 2610 code for a protein of 869 amino acids. The record is from RefSeq and is a predicted model, not a curated record. Gene Ontology annotation, molecular function: calcium channel activity; calcium ion binding. Gene Ontology annotation, biological process: calcium ion transmembrane transport; intracellular calcium ion homeostasis. The transcript has a single exon. NCBI's taxonomy places the organism in Eukaryota, Fungi, Ascomycota, Sordariomycetes, Sordariales, Chaetomiaceae.